AUGGAUAAAGCUGAACGUGUGGAUGAUGGUCCGAGCUUAAAUAGCAUGGGAAAGAUUGAGGACGAGAUGCUGAAUGCAGAAGAUAUCAUAGAGGGUGUCACGAAGCACACUGAUUCAUUGAUGAAGGGCACUGGAGACACAGAUGUUUUCAGCUUCAGGAGUGAAAAUCUAUCCAGCAAAGAUUUGGGGGAGAAUUACCUUCAUAGGUUCUGUAAGGAGGCAGCCCAUGCCUUCUUUAAUGACUUUGGCUUGAUCAGUCAUCAGAUCAACUCAUAUAAUGAUUUCGUUGAUAAUGGUUUACAGAAGAUAUUUGAUUCACUUGGUGAAGUCAAUGUGGACCCCGAAUAUGAUCCCUCCAAGAAAGGUUCCAGUGGCUGGCGCCAUGCGAGAAUCACAUUCGGAAAAGUUAGGCUGGAGUCUCCUACAUUCUGGACGGAAAGGCAUAAUAGCAGUGAUGAGCCUCUGAAGUUGCUGCCAAAGCAUGCUCGGCUUCAAAAUAUGACAUACUCGGCCAGAAUGUUUGUGGAAGUAAAUGUCAAGGUAACCGGAUGAGUUUAUUCGUGCAGAAAACAUUAACAUUACUCAGUAUGUGUUCAUUUUUCUUCGAUCUCUAUUUUUCAUUUGAGCUUCUCUGUCUGGUGAAGUACCUCUGUUGACUAGCAGAUGAAGGGUUUUUCACGGACAAAUUAAUUCAAAGGAAAACCACAUACAUUUUUGUGACACCUUUGAUGAUAAAUGCCACAGGAUUGAGGGACUAGGGUUUUUAUGUUUUACUAUCGCUAUGUCCUGUAUGGAGAAUUCUUUAUUUCAGAAUUUUGAAGAUUGGAAGACUUGUUUGUGUCUGUUUUAUGGAUACUGUUUAAACUAUUUCUGGUCUGAGAAUUAUCUUCUUUUCUCAUGGCUCUAUAACCUCGAGUGAAAUGCAUUUAGGUACAAACAUAAAGCGUAAAUCAAGCUGUAGCACCCUAAGAAAAUCAUUCUUUUUAAUGCUUAAACAUAGAUUUAUUCAUUCUUCAUUGGGUUUUCUGGAAAAACUUCGUACCAUCUACUUCCUAACAAUGGACAUAUCUUCAUUUGUUGUUCAUCAUGUAUGACUUAUAAUAUUCUUUCUGGGAAAGAAUAAAAUAUUUUAUGGCACAUGGACUGUGAUAUCUGCUGAUCCAUUCUGAGUUAUAUUGGGAACUUAAGCAAUUUUAUUAAAUACCAUCUUAGUUCUUAUUAUGAUCAUCACGUGUAUCUGGUAAAUUGACGGCCAUGAUACUCGCAUUUUGCUCAUAAAUAUUACGUUUUUUUCCUAUUUUUUAACUUGCUGAGUAUCUUCCCAUCAGUAACAUGUUAUGUGAUUCUGAGUGGAACUGACGCCCAUCGGCUCGAUUUACAGAUCAGAGCAUGAUAUCUCUGAUUUUUUUCAUUUAAAGUGUGUCUCCAAUAAAUCAACCAUAUCUGUUUUGACGUGUUACAGUUAAUGUGCUGGCUACAGUCCUGGGUUUUGCUUAUUUUCCAUCUAAAAUUUAUUGUUGGCGGCAACAACUCAGGUGCCGUAGUACUUGAAUUUUGUGGAGAUGCAGUAACUCUUGCUGACUUGAAGAUUUAAUAGUCAAUGAAAUGUCAACUUUUGAGACUCAUUUUAAAUGUAUGUUUAACUAGUCUGAUGAGUAAACAACUCAACUGUACCGUCCUGAAUGAAACCACAACUGUGUCCUCUGGUUUCCUAUCACAGUAACUUUCUGAAAAAAAAUCGUCAUAAUUCUUUCAUGAACUUUCUAUCAUCGAGCAUUUUCCAAAUGUGGUGCAUUGAAUGUUUAUGACUCUUCAUUUUUGUCGAAAUUUCAGGUAUAUACUAAAGAGCUUGUCAAAAGUGACAAAUUCAAGACGGGUAAACAACAAUAUAUCAACGAUAAGGUGCUGAAUGAAGAUACGAGAGAGAUAGUGAUGGGGAGAGUACCUGUGAUGGUGAAAUCAAAACUUUGCUGGCUUUAUAAACUUGGAAAAAGUGAUUGCGACUUUGAUGCAGGCGGAUACUUUCUGAUUAAAGGAAUAGAAAAGGUGAAUCUAGUCCCCUUUGUAUUGUGUCCACGUAUCAAUCGUUAUUUUCAUGGAUCCAUGCCUAUAUUCCAAACUCAUAAUACCAGUGCCUAAAUAAUCCUCUUUAUUUCAAUUGCCCUAAUUAUCAUAUAAUGUUUAAAUUUUUGUAUUGCAGAUGCACACACAUGACAAGAUUCUUUUUUUGUUUUUGUUUUUUGAACAAGUAUGAGUGUCCGUGUUAUUUUAUUUUUAUCUCUGUAAGUGCAUCGUAUAUUUCUGUCAGAGCCUUGCCAGGUGACAAGGGUUAGAUCGUUAAGAAAUCUUUGUUUCGAAAUUGGCCGCUUGUACCUUUAAGUUAUCCAAAACAUUCUCGUCUGUCCGUGCAUCCGAUCAAUUCAUUUUUAGUGAGUUUUCCUUAUUUAACAGUCACGGCCAGUUCUUUCUUCACAAACCUCUGACAGGAAUUGGAUGACAAUCAAUAAUUAAAAAUUAAUGGAAGUAUACCAGUUGUGCUGUUCCAGAAGACCAUCAGUGAUGAGGACUUGCAGUCAAUCAUGCAUUCGUCAAGAUCUACAGUUAAAGGAAGCGUAUGACUGGACUUGGUGAAUAAUAUAACAGGAACAUUUUUGCUCAUUUCCGUCGGUCACUGAGCCCAAGUUUAUCUUGGCUAUAUCUAAGAUUGUUAAGGUCUAUUUAAGACUAGUGUAUCCCAAGCAUUUUCCCUGCCUUUAGGUAGAAUUUAAAGCCAAAAUUCUGGCUUAUUAGUUUAAGGGAGCUGUUAGGAUUUGUAGUCCCCUUCAAAGGCCUCGUAUUCCAUGUAUAAAUAAGUGGCUAAACUUGAUGUCAAGGGACUAUCUUUUGAAUGAAAAUUUUUGCUCUUAGUUCUUUCUCCAAGAGGGCCGUGAAGGGUCCUCUGAUGUGAAUUUCGGGCCCCAAAGAGUGAAACUGUGGGUUCUUUUGUCUUGCUCGAUUCCUAGCGUCCCAUAGGUUGUUUGGAUCUCUACAUCGUCAAGAGGAGGGUAGUUGGUGGGUCGUUUGAUCUGUAAAUCCCAUAGGUCUCUGCAGACGAGCUUGAAGGCAUAAUCGUUGUCAAUCCUAUUCGUGAUCUCUAAUCUAACUCGGUAUUGAAGAUCUAUUGUUUUUGGUUAUACUUAUCUCUAAGCUCUCACCAGCCUUACAUCCGUAUUUCCUAUUCUGGUCCGCCCUUAACACAUCAUAAGUUACUGCCUUAAAGGAAGUUUCCAUGCUUCCUAUGAUUCUAAAUCUUGUUUUGAAAGCAAGGCACCUUGCUAGCGACCUAACUAUAAACAUAAACUAACUGUGACUACUCAUAGAGGAUGCCUAUUUGUUUGGCCAGCCAUUAUUUGAAUUGAUAUUUGCUAUUUUCUCUUAAAAUCAGCUAUAUGCAAGGUGUGUCUCGCAAAACUAAUCUCAUCCAUCCCCAAGUAAAAAGUGUUAAUCGAUCCUUUUUUACUGUGUAGUUGCUGCUUUUAUAUACUUAUGGGGAUUUUUUGAGAUAUACGGUCAGUCCUCUGACUGGAAGGUCAGAUGCACGGAAUCAGCAGCAGUCGAUAUCAUGAAAUGGGGGAGAGAUCAGGCGAUGAAGUUGAAGGCUAGGGAAUAUGAUAGCAUUCAUAAAGCAAACAAGAAAAUGUAUUUAUUAUUCACCGAAAUGGAUAUUAUAUAUAUAUAUAUAAGUAUAUAUAUUACUGUUAUUUUCUAUCACGACACACUUUUUUAGCACUGUGACUAUCUAUUUUUCCCAGCUGCUGAACCUUUGAUCACAACUCUAUAACCUAAAUGAUCUGUAUAACAUCUUAGAUUUUUACUGAUAGGUCUACGUGUAAAUUAUAAUUAUGGGUAAAAUGAGUUGUGCAAUGAAAGUACAAUUUAAUGAAUCUAGAUGUCAUAUCGAAUUAGAGAAAGCAUGUCGAAAUUAUUAUUCAAUGAUUACAGAGCAGUCCACUGAAGAAAAGGUUGCCGGAAACCAUCAUUUCAUGCAGGCUUUCCAGUUCUUUCAGAGAUCGUUUUUCACGAUUUAGCCAGUUUCAGUCUUAUUUGAAUUUUUUUUUAUUGUCUAGGUCAAUUUAUUCUCUAAAGAGGGACCUGUUACAUGAUACUAGUCUGGUUACACUUUAACCUGGUCUAGUGUUACCGUCUAGUUUACCAUGUCUCUCUGUUUUUCAUCUUCUUCUCUUGUCUUUCACUUUUAAUAAAAUCAUACAUCUCUUCUCAAUUAUGACACUGUUGCGAAUGGCCAUUCUUCAAGUACUUUUAUUUUUCUCUCCAUAGGUGUUCAUAGCUCAAGAACACCGUUGUUUAUCAAGACUCUGGACAACUGAUAAGCCGUCAUGGGCUGUGCAGUACCAAUCCCAGGCUAAGAAGAAGAGAGUCUAUGUAAAGUUCAGGGGAGACUCAAAGGCUAUUGGGUUAACUGCAAAGAAAGUUGUCACUGUCUGCUUUCUGUAUGCGACAAUGCCAGUAUGGUUAUUAUUUUUUGCUCUUGGUGCAUCAUCUGAUAGAGAGGUUCAUCAAAUGAUUAACAUUGAUGAGUCUGAUUCCAGGCUAGUUAAUAUAUUAUUAGAAACAAUCAAAGAUGCAGAUGAGCAAUUUUCUGGUUUUCGUGAUAGAGAAAGAGCAGUGGAGUUUGUUAAUGACUUGGUCAGAAACACCAAGUUUCCGCCAAGUGAAACUAUGGAACAGUGCAUAAAAAAAUAUUUAUUUCCUGCUAUGCAUGAGGAUAUAAAUAAGGCUCUUUUUUUGGGACACAUGGUAAAAUCCCUGCUGCUUGCCUGGUCUGGCAAAAGAAAGUGUGAUAAUAUGCACGAUUUUAGGAACAAAAGGUUGGAGCUAUCUGGCGAUCUUCUAUCGAGAGAACUGUAUAUUCGAGUUAAACACGCUCAAAGGCGUAUGUCCAAGGUCAUCCAAAGAGACUUGAAUGGAGAUCGUGAUUUAAAUGUUAUUGAGUACUACGUAGAUGCAUCAAUCAUCAGCAACGGUUUAGGGAGAGUAUUUUCCUCUGGCACAUGGAGUCAUCCUUACAAAAGAACGGAAACCUCCACAGGAAUUAUUGCCAAUCUUCGUAGGGUUAAUCCUGUGCAGAUGAUAUCUGAUCUGAGAAAAACACGUCAGCAAUUCCAAUAUAGUGGAAAGAGUGGGGAUGCCAGAUUUCCGUAAGAUUGAAUUAUCACUGUAGUCACUACUGUGCAAUUAGAUGUCAGUAGCUAUUGCUCCGUAUAUUUUGAUUUGUGUUGCUGUUACUAGUGCAAACAUUUUUGUAGCCUCAAAAGCACGUAGUUAUUUUAAAAAUUGAAUGAUGAUUUAUGCAAUUUUUUGAGCUACAGGGUAAUAUAUCUAAAAAACCAUGAGAUCAUGGGAAAGUAAGCCUUCUAGAUAGGAACAUGGGUACAGACCUUAAGGGUGUCAAAUUCGCAAGUACUUCAUCACCUUUUAUCAGCAGUUAUGAAUCUCCUUAGUCUACAUAUUUUGUCUGACAAUGAACUUCGGUUGGAAUAUUUUCCGAUUCUGAUCUUUGAUAAGAUGAAUUUCAAGGGAGACAUUCCCCAAUCCUCCCUUCAAAUUUUCUGAUCCAUAUUUUCAAACAACAAGAUAAAUAAAGUUCACUUUUAUGUUUAUUUUGAGUUGUUAAUUUUACUUAUCUUCGCUCUGUAGUAUUUGCUCGUUCAUGUCUUCCGAUGUUUGGUUCAUGUAAUAAAUUAAUAUUUUAUUAAAAUCUGAUACGGUUCUUUCUUCUUUCUUCAUCUCUCUUUUAUUUUUCAUUUUUUGUGCAUAAUCUGCACUGGCUUCGUGUGUUCAUUUCCUGGAUCGUUGGGAUCAGUGAAGAAUGAUGCAGAAAUACAACAUAAGAAAUGUUUUGUAUAACGAAUGCUUUGGCUUUUGAUAUAAUGGUUACUAUUUUUAUUGUUUUGGCAAUGCUGUAUUAUAUGAUUAUCGAGAAGAAUGCUUCUCUGAUAGUCGCAGCAUAAUAUGCCUCCCGCCAAGAUGCCAGGGACCUAGUCAUAGAGGAAGAGAAAACAGAUGGAACUUGUCAGUAUUCCUAAACUAUUUUCCGGUCAAGCUGCUUUGAUGACACCACACCUAAUGAGAAUUGCUUUUGAGGUAUCACUACUGGGUUAAAAUAAGAGAAGAAAAUACGGGUUAAUAUGCCAAUAAAAAAAACCCGAAGCACUUUUAAAUGUUAUACAUUUUCUCCCAAAUCAACGCUCUUUAUGUUUUUUAUUCUACAACCAAUUUAAGCAUUUCACUAUAAACUGCAAUGGAAAGUAAAUUAUGGCAAUGCUUCUCGGUUCUUUGCUCCUUGUUAUUCAAAUAAGUAUUCCUUGCUCUUGUUGCCUUCCUCAGCUAGAAGGUUUCUCUGAUCUCGUAGAUUUGAUUGAAAGAAAUCAGUUACCAGCUAUUAUCCCAAAAAAAGUCAUUUUUUUUUUUGUUUGGUUGUUCUGUCGUACAGUUCCUUUUUAUUCUGGUGUGUGAAUAUUCAGUCUUUUUGGCCCCAUUUUCUGUUUCAUUCUGGGUACAGUUCUUUUCCAUGGAUUAUUCAAACGAUAAACCAAGAAGUUGGGAGAUCUCUGAAUUCUCCUAACCACAGAGAUAAAUCGGCAUAUGUGCACUUAUGGCUCCCUGGUGACAGAUCCUGAAGAGUUCUUGUGCAAUAUGCCUUCUACAAUCUAGACAUAGAAAUUGCGGGUCUAUCACUUUUGACUUCCUUUCAUGUGGCUCGAAACAUACGUGAAAUGAAAGAUUAAAGUAAGAUGGUUGAACCCUACGCUUAUGUUUCCGGCGAAAGAGAACAUCCAACAUGUUUCAUCCCGCUCUUCGACCCUGUAGACAGAUUUUGGAGCAUGCCUGCUUGGAAUUCUGUUUGACUGAUAAUGGGGACCCGACCUUUUCGCCAUGCAAAAUCUUUAACAUGGCGUUGACUUUUGUCUGUUGUACUUAUGCAGGAACCCAUCUCACUGGGGAAAGUUAUGCUUCCUGUCCACCCCAGAUGGAGAAAACUGUGGACUCAUAAAAAAUCUGGCGGUCACUGGACUUGUCAGCACCCAUCGUAGGGAAUCAAUCGUAGAAUCAUUGGUAGCAUGUGGGAUGGAGAGACUGGAAAGAAUUCCUCUCCAGUCCAUAAAUGGAAUGAACAAGGUUUUCUUAAAUGGCACCUGGGUUGGUGCCUGUCAGGACGGUCGAUCCUUUGCCGCUGACCUUAGAAGCCUCCGGCGAAGAAAACUCCUCCAUAUUGAGGUACACUCCUCAAACUCCUGGAAGUUCUCACGAAAAAUAAACCUGUGAAUAUAUUAGCAUAUGAGGUUUCUUUAUGCAGUUAUUGAAUUUAUUUUGAUUGUCCUAUUUUAUUGCUGCAUCAUACGGAUGAUAGUUUUCGCCACCAAGUAGAGAAUCGGAAGUUCUUACGAACAAAAAAAAAAAAGUUUUUCGUCCAAUCACUGAGAUUAAUUCGAUUGGUCGACUGUAUUAUCUCAUGCUUUCUUUGCCUGUCGCUCUUUUCUCGUCCUCCUCGGUUCUUGGGCUAAAUCUCUUGUUUGGGUUUUUGGAGGUCGAGAUCAAAUGGGAUCCUCAUCAGCAAGAGGUGCGGGUGUUCUCCGACGCGGGAAGAAUCAUGCGGCCUCUUCUGAUCGCGGGUAAUCUCCAGAGAGCGAAGAAUCUCAGGGGCGGACGCCUCUCCUUCCAAUCUCUCCUCGACGAGCAGCUCGUGGAGCUCGUCGGCGUUGAGGAGGAGGAGGACUGCCGGACCGCGUGGGGGAUCAAAUACAUCUUCAGCGAAGGCGGCGGCGCUUUGUCGCCGCCGCCCGAGUACACCCACUGCGAGCUUGACCUCUCCUUCCUGCUGGGCCUGAGCUGCUCCCUCGUCCCCUUCGCGAACCACGACUUCGCCCGGAGGGUCCUCUACCAAUCGGAGAAGCACUCUCAGCAAGCCGUCGGGGUCUCCACGGUCAACCCGGCGGCGAGACUCGACACCGCCUCGUACCAGCUUUUCUACCCGCAGAGGCCGCUUUUCAGGACGACGACCUCCGAGUGCCUCCGGAAGGCGGAGCUCUACAACGGCCAGAACGCCGUCGUGGCGGUCAACGUCCACCAGGGUUACAACCAGGAGGACUCGCUGGUGCUCAACCGGGCCGCCCUGGAGCGGGGGAUGUUCCGGACGGAGCUCUUCCGGUGCUACAAAUCCGCUGUCGACAACAUCGAGCUCCUCUCGGCGAGGCGUCUGAAGGCGAAGGACAGGGUUGCCUUCGCGAAGAUCGACAGCAAGAUCGGCCGCGUCGACUCACUGGAAGGAGACGGUCUCCCCUGGGUCGGCGCCCGCCUGCAGAGCGGCGACAUCGUGAUCGGCCGGGUCGCCGAGUCGGGGGCGGACCACUCCGUCAAGCUGAAGCACACGGAGAGAGGGUCUGUGCAGAGGGUCGUCCUCUCCGCCAACGACGAGUGCAAGAACUUCGCCGCCGUCGUCCUCCGGCAGGUUCGGUCGCCGGUGCUGGGGGACAAGUUCUCGAGCAUGCACGGGCAGAAGGGCGUGGUGGGGCUCUUGGAGGCACAGGAGAACUUCCCCUUCACCGGGCAGGGGAUAGUCCCCGACGUCGUCAUCAACCCGCACGCCUUCCCCACCCGCCAGACGCCAGGCCAGCUGCUUGAAGCGGCGCUCGGGAAGGGCGUCGCCGCCUGCGCGGACGCCACCGUCGCGCGGUCCGCCACGCCCUUUGCCGCCCCCUCGGUGGAAGAGAUCACCGAGCAGCUGCACAGGUAGGUUCCCCCCCCGGCGCCAGAGUCCACCGGCGGGAGGAUCUUCUGUCUCACUGGUUACUGCCAUGUUUGCAGGGCGGGUUACACGCGGUGGGGGGCGGAGAGGGUGUGCAGCGGGAGGACGGGAGAGAUGAUGCGGUGCAUGGUGUUCAUGGGGCCGACGUUCUACCAGCGGCUGGUGCACAUGGCGGAGGACAAGGUGAAGUUCAGGAACACGGGGCCAGUUCACCCUCUAACGCGGCAGCCGGUGGCAGACCGGAAGAGGUACGGCGGGGUGAGGUUCGGGGAGAUGGAGAGGGACUGCCUGCUGGCCCACGGCGCCGCCGCGAACCUGCACGAACGGCUCUUCGCGCUCAGCGACGCCUCGGAGAUGCAUGUCUGCCAGCGCUGCACGCGCGCAGCGGGUGUGGUGCAGCGCCCGGUCGCCGGGAGGAAGAUGGUGCGCGGCCCCUACUGUCCCUUCUGCCGCUCCUCCGAGGAGAUCGUCAGGGUCGACGUUCCCUACGGUGCCAAGCUGCUUUACCAGGAGCUCUUCAGCAUGGGCAUCUGCCUCAAGUUCCACACCGACGCCAGCUGA
Molecule: messenger RNA, 9367 nt
Organism: Spirodela intermedia
Lineage: Eukaryota; Viridiplantae; Streptophyta; Magnoliopsida; Alismatales; Araceae
Source: the annotation of a GenBank genome assembly